GUGUUGUACGGAGGGACCUUUUUCCAGGUCAGCUGAGGUACUUUUGACUAUCUGAUUACUAUUAGUACCGAUGUCCUACCCUUAGUUUUAAAAUUUACUUGAUCUCAGGGUACAGACUCCCAUGAAAAGAGAUAUCUCUCUUUCAUCCACUUCAAUGACUGAUAUCAACGGAUCAGGCCCACUGAUCCGUUUAGCCCCGAGAUUCAGAACUCACAAGUCUUCAGGGGCUUGAAAGGCGCAUCGUCAUACCUAAACAAGAUUUCACAGUCACUGUGGUCCUUCUGCAAUCAACGAGACAUCAGACUAUCAUCGAACAAAGAGAACAUGGAUCCCUUUGACCGUCUCCCUUGGUUUGUGAUCCGAGAUAUUCUCUGUCUCCUACCCGACCUCCCAACCCUGCACAGGCUUCAUGAUGCAUCACCGGCAAUAGCUGCCUUCCUUCGACAUGAGAAUGGACUCUUUUCCCAGAUUGUGGAAACAAUUAUCUCCCAAGAGCGCGAGUUUGGUCUCCUGCCACAGGUUCAGGCAUUACUACGCAUACUUGUCUUCAUAUGGUGGCGGACUUUCCCUAGCGAAUCCAAUAGUGAGCUAAAAAGCGAGACUAAUCCGCUACCGAGUUCAUACAAAGAUUUCUUUGAGCAUAUCCGUUCCACUGUGCAAGCGACGUUGAAAGACGGCGAGUGGUUUGAACCUUGGGACCUUGGUCCUAGCUAUGCCGACGCACCUCUACCGAAGUCGACACCCUCCAUCAUUCUCUGUCGGCUCCUCGCUUUCUCUAGCAGGUUCCGUCAAAUAAUACAUGUAUACUUUCAUGAGAUGAUCGCCCGCUGUAUGGCACUCAAGCCUGGGUAUGAUCCGGACGAUCUCCCAUUUAUGGACAUUAAACCCGAUAAACGCUGUUCGAGACUACCUGUCAAACCACACAUGCCCAGAGAUAUUGGACCGCCAUCUUGGAUUGAAGAGCAGCGAUUGUUACGAUGUUUUAUUCGCAUAUUUCUAUUUUUGGAGCUCCAGCAUGCGAUUCGCACCCGCGGCCUCUAUACUACGGAGAAAGCAGCGCUAUCGGUACAAGAAGAUAGCGUGGAUAGCUUUUGGGACAAGAUAAUGGACAUACCUGGUGAGAGAUACCAAAUGAACUCACUCAUAGUAUGGUUGGUUCGUGAAGCGGGGUCUGUGGACAGUAUAGAGCACUGGAUGAUUUCUGCUUCCGUUUCAGAGACGCCAAUUUACUGCUGCCCCAACUUGAGACCGCUGACACCAAUCCAAUUAAAGUGGCGGGAAACGAAACUGUAUAAAUUGGUUCAAUAUAUUCCCUUUUGUCAUCACAGCUACUAUUGCAUAUUGCCUAAUUUUCCCAAUAACGGUUAUCCUGAACAUUCUGUCCUCUAUCCACUCGGUGUCUUCUUCUGGGACGGAAUUAGGGUCGAGGCUCUAGGAUUUCUGCGAGAGAAUCAUAAUCUUACCUUAGAAGCAUAGUCUGCCCACUAUUCUUCUUAUUGGAAAAGAGUUGAAACUUAU
Paecilomyces variotii is the source of this 1518-nucleotide messenger RNA. RefSeq lists its product as hypothetical. The coding region runs from base 325 to 1476 and encodes 383 amino acids. The transcript has a single exon. Lineage: Eukaryota; Fungi; Ascomycota; Eurotiomycetes; Eurotiales; Thermoascaceae. The record is from RefSeq and is a predicted model, not a curated record.